CUGGGCGCGGAGGUGGUGAGCGCCCUGCACGAGCUGCGCAAGCUGAACCUCAGCCACAACCAGCUGCCCGCCCUGCCCGCCCAGCUGGGCUCGCUGGCCCACCUGGAGGAGCUGGAUGUCAGCUUUAACCGCCUGGCGCACCUGCCCGACUCCCUCUCCUGCCUCUGCCGCCUGCGCACCCUCGAUGUGGACCACAAUCAGCUCACCGCUUUUCCUGGGCAGCUGCUGCAGCUGGCUGCCCUGGAGGAGCUGGACGUGUCCAGUAACCGGCUGCGAGGCCUACCUGAGGGUAUCAGUGCCCUGCGUGCCCUUAAAAUCCUCUGGCUGAGUGGGGCCGAGCUUGGCACCCUGCCUGAGGGCUUCUGUGAGCUGGCCAGCCUGGAGAGCCUCAUGCUAGACAACAACAGGCUGCAGGCUCUGCCCACCCAGUUCAGCCAUCUGCAGAGACUCAAAAUGCUCAACCUCUCCUCCAACCUCUUUGAGGAGUUCCCUGCCGCGCUGCUGCCCCUGGCUGGCUUGGAGGAGCUCUACCUUAGUCGCAACCAGCUCACCGCAGUGCCAUCCCUGAUCUCAGGCCUGGGCCGGCUCCUCACCCUGUGGCUGGACAACAACCGGAUCCGCUACCUGCCAGACUCCAUUGUGGAGCUGACGGGCUUGGAGGAGCUCGUGCUGCAGGGCAACCAGAUCGCUGUGCUGCCAGACAACUUUGGCCAGCUCUCCCGGGUGGGCCUGUGGAAGAUCAAGGACAACCCACUGAUCCAGCCCCCCUACGAGGUCUGUAUGAAGGGGAUCCCCUACAUCGCAGCCUACCAGAAGGAGCUGGCCCACUCCCAGCCGGCAGUUCAGCCCCGCCUCAAGCUGCUCCUGAUGGGCCAUAAGGCUGCGGGGAAGACCUUGCUCCGGCACUGCCUCACUGAGGACAGAGUGGAGGCAAGUGAAGGAGGGGACAAGGAGAAGGGCUACUCACCUCCACCGCCGCCCGCGAGCAAGGGCAUCGAGGUGACCAGUUGGACAGCCGACGCUUCCCGGGGCCUGCGGUUCAUUGUGUAUGACUUAGCCGGAGAUGAAAGCUACGAGGUGAUCCAGCCCUUCUUCCUCUCCCCAGGGGCCCUUUAUGUGCUGGUGGUGAACUUGGCCACCUAUGAGCCACGGCGAUUUCCUACCACCGUGGGCUCCUUCUUGCAUCGGGUGGGGGCCCGCGUGCCUCACGCGGUGGUGUGCAUUGUGGGCACGCACGCAGACCUGUGUGGGGAGCGGGAGCUGGAGGAGAAGUGUCUGGACAUCCACCGCCAGAUCGCCCUGCAGGAGAAGCACGACGCUGAGGGGCUGAGCCGCCUGGCCCAGGUGGUGGACGAGGCGCUGGCCCGCGACUUCGAGCUGCGCUCAGCCAGCCCCCAUGCCGCAUACUAUGGUGUGUCAGACAAGAACCUUCGGCGGCGCAAGGCCCACUUCCAGUACCUGCUCAACCACCGGCUGCAGAUCCUCUCCCCGGUGCUGCCUGUGAGCUGCAGGGACCCCCGCCAGUUACAGCGCCUUCGGGACAAGCUGCUCUCGGUAGCGGAGCACCGGGAAAUCUUCCCCAACUUACACAGAGUCCUGCCCAGGUCCUGGCAGGUGCUGGAGGAACUGCAUUUCCAGCCCCCGCAGGCACAGCGGCUUUGGCUGAGCUGGUGGGACUCGGCACGCCUGGGCCUGCAGGCAGGUCUGACCGAGGACCGGCUGCAGAGUGCCCUGUCCUACCUGCACGAGAGCGGCAAACUGCUCUACUUUGAGGACAGCCCAGCCCUCAAGGAACACGUCUUCCACAACCUCACCCGCCUCAUUGACAUCCUCAAUGUCUUUUUCCAGAGGGAUCCUUCCUUGUUGCUGCAUAAGCUGCUCCUAGGGACCAACGGAGAGGGCGAGGGAGACGGGGAAAGCUCCCUCGUCAUGGCACUGCCACCGCCCAGCCAGGACCUGCUCCCGGCCACCCAGCUCCAUCAUUACGUGGAGGGCUUUCUGCUUCACGGGCUCUUGCCGGCCCAUGUCAUUCGGUUGCUGCUUAAGCCUCACGUCCAGGCCCAGCAGGAUUUGCAACUGCUGCUGGAGCUGCUGGAGAAGAUGGGACUCUGCUACUGCCUCAAUAAACCCAAGGGCAAGCCGCUGAAUGGGUCCAUGGCCUGGUACAAGUUCCCCUGCUACGUGCAGAACGAGGUGCCCCAUGCGGAGGCCUGGAUUAACGGGACCAACCUGGCCGGGCAGUCUUUUGUGGCUGAGCAGUUGCAGAUUGAAUAUAGUUUUCCCUUUACCUUCCCGCCUGGGUUGUUUGCACGCUACAGCGUCCAGAUCAACAGCCACGUGGUGCAAAGGUCGGACGGGAAACUUCAGAUCUUUGCAUAUCGAGGGAAAGUUCCCGUGGUGGUGAGCUACAGACCCGCCAAGGGGGUCCUGCAGCCAGAUACCCUGUCCAUCGCCAGCCAUGCCUCAUUACCAAACAUAUGGACGGCGUGGCAAGCCAUAACCCCCUUGGUGGAAGAACUGAAUGUCCUGCUUCAGGAAUGGCCUGGACUGCACUACACCGUGCACAUUCUCUGUUCUAAGUGCCUUAAGAGAGGGUCGCCCAAUCCACACGCUUUCCCGGGGGAGCUGCUGAGUCAGCCCAGACCGGAAGGAGUGGCCGAGAUUAUUUGCCCCAAGAACGGCAGUGAGCGAGUGAAUGUUGCCUUGGUUUACCCACCUACACCGACUGUGAUCAGCCCCUGUUCCAAGAAGAACGUUGGUGAAAAGCACAGAAACCAGUGACCUUUAUGGCUGUGGAAUUUCCGUGAAGAGACGCACCUGGACCAUGUUUCGCACCUGGUAACCCUCCACACUCCCCGUGUGUCGUGAACUUGAGCGCACGGCUCAGGGUGCUCUCGGAGGAGGGAGCCCGCCUGGCCUGCCCACGAGGUGGGGAGGGGCGGGGGGAGGUCGGGAGGGAGAAUAUGGAGCAAGUCUUUUACAACCUGAACCUCAGAACUGUGAUCCUCCAAGGAGAGCGCUACUUGAAGAAAAGAAAAGAC
Myotis davidii is the source of this 3041-nucleotide messenger RNA. RefSeq names its product malignant fibrous histiocytoma amplified sequence 1 (gene MFHAS1). The transcript is spliced from 3 exons. The record is from RefSeq and is a predicted model, not a curated record. The annotation marks the transcript as partial. NCBI's taxonomy places the organism in Eukaryota, Metazoa, Chordata, Mammalia, Chiroptera, Vespertilionidae. Gene Ontology annotation, molecular function: protein binding.